This is a messenger RNA of Prorocentrum cordatum, 474 nucleotides long. The record is from the annotation of a GenBank genome assembly. Lineage: Eukaryota; Dinophyceae; Prorocentrales; Prorocentraceae.
GGCGACCUGCCGCCCAAGUGGCACGUGGUUUCCUCUGACACGAUGGUGUGCAUGGAAACCGCGAAGAGUCUGCUGAGGCUCGACGCGCUGUCCGUCACGCCCGUGCCCUUCCUGCACACGGGGCUGCCAGCGGCGCUGUGCGACGGGGGCGGCGCGGCGCCCGGGGCGCUGCGGCGGCACGCCGAGGACCCCGAGUCUGGCGUCAGGGAGUACGGCCUGCAGGCGCUGUCCGAGGUGAUCAGGAGCCGCGGCGGCGGCGCGACCAUGGACGUCGUGAUCGUCAUCGGCCAUGCCGUAGCGCUGGCGGCCAUCGCGCUAGAGCUGGCAGAGCUGCGGCAGCUCAAGGCCACAGAGAUAUUGCUGGACGUGGAGCAGGGCGAGUGCACGGCGCUCAAGGUCUCCCAGUCCGAGGCCGCCUACCUCGGCGGCUCGGCGGGCGCCGAGAGCACCCGCGCGGCCCCGGCGGAGGAGUGA